GUAAGAUCAAGCUUUCUCGGACCCCCUUCUCUAAGGGUUCCUAGGUUGAGAAAGCCUUUAAAGAGAUGAAGGGUAGCGGCCUCAUCGAUCAUGAGCGCCUCCACAAUCCUAAAUUGUUCAGGCAAGCUGGAUUUUACUUCUUAGGCAAUCAUCCCAUUAUCUCAUUCGAUUUUGCCCAAAUCAUCUCCCCUGACUCUGGUGCCAGCGGCUCUCACGAUCCUACUUCUCCUGAGCGGAAUGAACCCUCAUCCUCUGGCGCUCGACAUCCCACGGUCAAGCUUGCUAACCCUCUUCAUGAUCUCAAGCCCAUCAAAGCCUCUUCCUUGGCUCCAGACGUUCCUAUUACCCUCAGUUUCUCAGAGCCAAACUACAAAAAAUGGAGCCGCCUUUUCCUUCUUUUGGUUCGACGUUUCAACCUUGAAGGCUUCCUCACCGGUGAGAAAACCUCAACCGGAAAAGAUGACGUCAAAUGGCUCCAACUAGACGCCCUUAUUCAAGGAUGGAUUCUCUCCACCGUCAAUGACGAGGUAUCGGAUCUCAUCAUCUCUUCCACCACAUCCGCUGCCGAUCUUUGGAAAUCGAUUCAUAACUUGUUUCACGAUAACAUGGCGGCAAGAGCCAUGCAAUUGGAGCAACAAUUCUUCAACACCGUCAAAAGAACAUCUACUAUUGCUACGUAUUGUCAGACGCUUCGAAAUAUUGCCGAUUGGCUUGACGAUGUCGAUGCCCCGGUCACCGAGAAUCAACUUGUCUUGCAAACCCUACGUGGCCUCCCGGAGGAUCUAAGCAAUCAAGCCUCGUUCUUACAGUUUCAAAAACCUCCGCCAACAUUCAUGGAGACCCGACCAGCCCUCCUUCUUCUCGAGGGACAGCGGCGACCUGCCGCCGGCGAGGGGAGCACGGCGCUGGCAGCACACGGCGGAGGAGGCCCUCGCGGACCAGGCUUCGGUGGUCAUGGCGGACAGCAUCUCGGACUCAGCAGCGGCAGUAAUGGACCAGCCCAGACGUACGGCGGACGGGGACAGUCGCACGGUGGCCGCAGUGGACGGCCGACUCGUGGUCGUGGUCGAGGACGAAACGUCGGAACUCCCUCUCGGCACUUCUCUGGGCAGUUCUCUCCUUGGCAGAUCACUUAUCCUUCUCACUAGUGGGCUGGGCUUUUGGGCCAACGCC
Molecule: messenger RNA, 1173 nt
Organism: Cuscuta campestris
Lineage: Eukaryota; Viridiplantae; Streptophyta; Magnoliopsida; Solanales; Convolvulaceae
Source: the annotation of a GenBank genome assembly